Molecule: messenger RNA, 546 nt
Organism: Drosophila serrata
Lineage: Eukaryota; Metazoa; Arthropoda; Insecta; Diptera; Drosophilidae
Source: RefSeq, a predicted model, not a curated record
AUGGUGAGUGUGAAGUUCUUUAUUUUGGCCACUUGCCUGCUGGCUUACGCCGCCGGAGAUGUGUCACAUUUGCCGUUGGAGCUUCUGGAGGAGCACCAUGAGCAUGGCUACGGCUAUGACUACCCCAAGCCGGAGGUGCCCUUUGUGAUUACCAGCACCACAAAGCCGCCACCACCGCCGCCGCCACCAACUUACCUGCCACCCAAGCCGGUGCCCACCUAUCUGCCUCCCCCACCACCCACCACUACUACCACUACGACCACAACUACGACUACCACUACACCUGCUCCUACCCCCGCUCCCACUUACCUGCCUCCUCCUCCUCCCACAACCACCACCACCACACCUGCUCCUACUCCCGCUCCCACCUACCUCCCUCCCCCGCCACCUCCACCAAGAACCACUACUACCACCACAACAACUACUCCGGCUCCCACGCCAGUGCCCACCUACCUGCCGCCUCCUCCUCCACCUCAGCCAGAGCCUGAGCCAGAGCCCGAUCACGGCUACCACUAUGAAGCCCCAGCCGAGGCAUUCAUCUUCUAA